GGUCGGUUAAGGCCAAGGCGCGAAGGGUUUUAGCAGGUUUUAGUUGGAAGAAGUUGUGAUGCCGUGCUAUUCCUUGAACGUGCCUUAAGAAAACAAGGUCAACAAUGGAAGAGCUUCAAAGAGAAAACAGCGGCGGGGUCGCAAGCGCACAAGUCGGAGCCGCCGCGGUCGGGCCCUACGCUGUGCAUCACUACAACGGCGGACAUGAUACUUCGUGCAGCAUAGCAUCUACGAAUGUGACAUCUGAAGCAAGACCUCCGCAGUCUUUGCGAGAGAACGAAUCCUGUGGUGGCGUAACGUCUACGGCUUCACCUCCAGCUGCUAGAAUUCGGCGCAAGCGGUAUUUGGAACCCAACAGUCCAUAUGUGGUACCAAGACAAACACUGUACCACCAAAGGAAGAAAGGUUGCCUGCAAGUCUCUGCAGAAACUCACAACGAGCAAGUUAUGUCAAGUCCAGAAUCAUUAUCACUGGCACCUGAAGAGGAAACACACAAUUGCAAUACCGUGCCAAAUGCUACAGGUGACGAAGAAUGUCCACCUGCGGGUCCAGAGUCAGAUGUUGGUAACGUGCAGCCUGAAUGCCACUUGGAACACAACGAAAGUGACGGAAGCCUACACGAGUGCAAUUCGGACUCCAGUGAAUCAAGUGACACAGAGGCUGAUGAUGCCGAGGCAUGCAACAUGGAUGACAGGGACAUAACCAACUUCCUGAAGGAAUACUCAGAGGUGACUUUACCGAACCAGACUACGACGAAAGCGCAAGCUUUACUGCUGAUAUUGAUGUAUGCUGUGACAGCAGGCCUAUCUUGGACACAUGUGGAUGGGCUGCUGAAGUUAAUUAAUGCCCUCCUUGGCAGUAAGGUGCUACCGAACAGCAAUUACAUGUUUCGGAAAAUUUGGAAACAUGCAAAAAAGGGCACAAUAGAGCUUCACUAUUUUUGUGAAGACUGUGAUAUGCAUCUUGGACACUCAAUACAUCCUAUCAGUACUGGGUCUGUGAAGUGUAAUUCUUGCCGGACAAAAUAUGAUACAACAAAACUUGUGGCAAGAGGAAAGUUUUUCAUAAUUUUUGACAUCAAACGCCAGCUGCAGUCAGUAUUGAAGCGGUUUUCACGAUCCAUUCUGGAAAACAUACAACAAAUUAGAUCUCGGGCAUCAUCAAGGUUCCUCAGUGAUAUCACUGACGGAGCACUGUACAGAAACAUGAGGCUGCAAUCAUGGUGGGAGGACACAGACGUCACUGUCACUUUUAGUACUGACGGGGCCAAUGUCUUCAAAUCGCGUCCAGCAUCAGUGUGGCCCCUGCAGCUGAUUAUCAACGAGAUGCCUUUGCCUGCCAGGUGGCACAACAUCAUAAUAGGUGGACUAUGGUUCUCAAGCCACCACCCCAACAUGUUUAUGUACCUGAAGGUGUUCAUCGAUAAGUUGAGAAAGCUUGGAACUGUCAUGUGGGAAGACGCAAGUACGUCAAGACAAAUAUCAUCGCACGUCCAUGUCCUUGCAUGCUCUGUUGAUGCCCCAGCCAGGGCUAUGGUCCUAAACAGGAAACAAUACAAUGGUUAUGAUGGGUGUCCCUGGUGCUACCACCCUGGAAAAUACAUUGACGGAAGCGUCCGAUACCCAUACCGUGAGCAGUUGAGGAUGCGUACCCACAAUGAAGUGGUCAGAGACAUGAAGAAAGCAACGAACCAGGGAGAGGUUGUCAAUGGCAUUAAAGGUCUGAGUGCAGUAGUGCAGCUGGAAGGAUUUGAUGUGGUGCGUGGCAUCUCACCUGACUACAUGCACUGUGUUUUAGAGGGUGUGACAAAACAAUUCACUGAAUUCUGGCUAACCAAAUGCACAAGCGAGGCAUACAUCGGUGGGAAGGUGAAUACUGUGAACGAAAGACUGAGCCAUAUUCAUCCACCAAUAGCGUCUACACGUCUCCCAAGGUCUAUCGACGAAAGGGCAUCAUGGAAGGCUACAGAGUGGAAAUUUUGGCUGUUGUUUUAUUGCCUUCCUUGUGUUGAAGGACUGCUUCCACAGCAGUUUCUGUAUCACUUUGGCCUUCUCUCGGAGGCAAUUUUUUUGUUGCUGAAGUCAACUAUUUCACCCGAAGAAUUAUCCAGGGCAGAAAGACUUAUCAAGCAGUUCGUGAAGCAAACAGAAGGACUUUACAAUGAAGCUAUGUCAACCUAUAAUGUCCACCAGCUCCUGCACCUUCCUGAUACAGUACGGAACCUCGGCCCACUGUGGGCAACAUCGAUGUUUCCAUUUGAGAGUAAUAACAGGGUCAUCCUGCGCCUUGUCACUGCUGCAAACUCUGUGCCCUUACAAAUAGCAGAGCGGUGCGUGAUGAAGCAAAAAUUACAUGACCUUGCUCAGUUUGUGCACCUUUCUGAAGGAUUCAACAUUUUUUCCCGCCCAUCAAGGUGUUGCAGCAGUGUUCUUGGCUCCGAGCAAACCCCACUUGAUAUCUCGCAGACGAUCCAACAACUAAUUCAGCAGCGUCUUGGCCACUUACCAGAGCUUCAGCGUUAUCUCAGGGCUGUAGUUAAUGGCGUUACGGUGCAUAGUGCUCAACACACAAGGCCAACAAAGACAUGCUCACGUUUUAUCAAGGCUAGGCAAGGCUCCUUUUGUGAAGUGCUUGUGAUACUCAAAGUCAAACGGGAGGAGCAGAUUCUGUUCGUUUGCAGAGAAUCCAUUGUGGAUUCUGUGAUAGCUGAAGCAAGCCACAUUAGGAGGUGUGAAUUGCCACCUGACGGACAAGAUAUCUGUGUUGUGGCAGAUAGUGACAUAGAAUGCGCAGCCAUUUUUAUUGAUGUGGGUACGUCGCAGUUUUUGAGCGUGCCACCAAACACCCUAGAAACUAAUUAAGUGCAGUGAAGCCUUGUUAGUAUGACCCUGAUAAUCUGACUUGCACACUUUAUGACCGAAUUCCUCGGGAACCAUGUAGUACAAACCUCUGCAAAUUCCUUCUGUUAAUAUGACAACUUCGCAUUAUGAUCAGAAUCUUCGGGAACGGCCAUGGUCAUAAUAACAAAGGUUCACUGUAUACUGAGUCAGAACAUGACGAAUAUCAGUGCGUGCAACUUUUGCUUUAAAGAUUGCUUCGUACUUUGAGAAUAUAUGUUAGUUUGAGGUGGUGCAGACCUUGUUGCAUUGUGUGCUUUCCCAUGUGUUGCUUUUCUCACUGCAUAGCUUCCUGUAUUUUUGUUUUUGCAUUGCUCAUUUUGUGAAUUAACCGAGAGUGUCAUUAGAGUGCACCAGUAUCACCACGCAGUUCAUGCUGUGCAGUGGCGACCGCUACCUUUAUAUUUCCUUUAUUCCUUUGGAACGUGUUUGUGCCUUUAUGCUACUACCAGUCCGUCUCACCCAAUUUUUUAUACUUUGCAGGCUUUCUGUCAUAGCAUCAGAGGCUUUAAUAAAGGAAUUGCUAUGAUAUUACAAACAAUGAGAUUUUGUUUCGUUACCGCUUUGUUCCGGAUAUCAA
Molecule: messenger RNA, 3477 nt
Organism: Ornithodoros turicata
Lineage: Eukaryota; Metazoa; Arthropoda; Arachnida; Ixodida; Argasidae
Exons: 3
Coding region: 105-2861 (918 amino acids)
Source: RefSeq, a predicted model, not a curated record